AUGCUGCCAAUGUUACUGGCAGUGCUCUGCACAGCACUACCGCAGGUGCUGUCGCAGAGCAACUACGCCUCACAAGGUAACAGCAUCGAGUACCAGCCCGGCCUGCCGCCGAGCACCGUUCUGGACGGGAAGGUGACCAAACUGGACGACAUCUCGUCGAUGAUAUUCCUGAAUCGCACCAAGGCGUACCUGAAUUGCAGCCAGGGCAGCAUGCAGGUCGAGUUGAAGUUCGAGGAACCGUUCUACGGGGUCGCCUACGCCGACUUCGAUCGUAACAGCGCGUGCAUAAUCAAAGGCCGUGGAUCGACCAGCGCCAAGCUGGAACUACCUCUAAAAGGAUGUGGCACGAGGCAGGACCCUCAACGCGUGUUCACCAACAAUGUCGUGGUACGGUUCCAUCCCGGCCUCGAGAUGGACGGCGAUGAAGUUAUCACGAUAGUAUGCAGAUAUCCACCGCCAGUGGCGCCUGCGCCGCCCAAACCACCCGAAAGCAUUAUCGCCACAGCGACCGCCUCGCCGUUGCCUGAUCCUCCACUGAAGGGAUUCCAGAUUCUCCUGAUCAUCUGCGCGAUCCUGUUUCUCUCGUUGCUGCUGUUGGGCCUGGGCUGCUCGUACAUGUGCCUGAAACGGCGAAACGUUCGUGUGAUCCAUCGUCACCCGUUCGGCUGCGGUUCAGGCUCCGAGAUAAAAAAACUCUCGACCUCUUCGCUGAGCAAUAUCACGAUGUUCGAGGGCCUGAAAAUCCCUCGGGCCCACGCGCUUCUGCACGCGCCUCCAUCGACCACAGGGAGCGACGCGAAUCUGAUGAUCGACCACUCGCUGCCCAGCGAUUACCCGAGCGAGAGCUCCGAGGUGGACGAAGAACCAUCGCUGCCUGUAUCCUCUGCAGGCUCGUACGACAACAAGGCGUUCAUUCACCACGAGACCCACCAGCGACAAGAGAUGCGUACCACCAGUUCCCUCUACUCGGAAACGGUCGCCGCCGAAGUGGAGACCUCCUCCAUGAUAGCUGCGAACGCAUCGAGAACCGGCGUUCCUCGUCACAUGGUGGCGGUCCCAAUAGAGCCCAAGUUCGACGUGCAGAUGAGAGUGAAGAGAGCUCCGCCGCCUCCACCCAGCCCUCUGCCAUCCGAAUCCGACGUGGCGAGCGUCGCAUUGGAGAGAAACCUGACCACGAUCCUAGAAAAAGAGGAGACGAGUAUGACUCGAAGCCUCGAAAGUCCACCGGCCAGAAUGACCACGUUCUCCUACGUUCCGGAGCUCCACGGACCCCCGGGAGGAGGAGCAUCAUCCCCAUCAACGAUCUCACGGCAACAAACGCCGCCCGUUUACUCGAGGAUUCUCCGAAAACAGGCUGAACGAGAGACGACUACCAGCACCAGUAUGGUACAAGAACGGAUCCCGUCGCCCUCCCCGGUCGAACAACCGCCUCUCCAACAUCACGAGAUCCGCAGACCCAGAUCCUUGACCUCGUUGAAUACCGAACUGACCGAGACCCGUUCCCUCACGGAAGUGACCGAUCACACCCACGCCAAGUACAGAGUAGCCAGCAUCCUGGCGCCAACACCUCCGCCACCUCCGCCGAUCAUUCCGACAGCGACCACCACUCAUACGGCGAUACAGCAUCGUGAACACCAUCGUCUGUUCCGCGAGGAAGUGACGGAACCGUUGGUGGAGCCGCAGGUGGUCGCCCCGAGACGUCCAGAGAUCACCACCCACGAGGUGGACGAUGUAUUCCUAAAGACGGUCACGGAGAAGAAAACGAUCGAGGACGUGGAGCGUCACCGUAGACAGGUGACCGAGUACAGAGCCCGGCCCCAACCCCCGCCAGACCCCAAAUGGGACGUGACGAUCAGAAACUAUCCGACAGAGAAUCUUCCGCCACCACCGCCCGAGUGGGAGAACUUCUCCGAUGUCAGUUCCACCUCGAACUUAACCAUCACGAACGAACCGACCGGAAACCAGAGCGAGCUACCGAUAGACGAGGAGCCUGACGUCAACAUAGAGCCAACGUUCAGCAGACUGUCCCGCGUUCUGGAUCCCCGUUACGGCGCCGACUUGAACGACGAGGAACGCACUAGAUGGCGUGAAAUAAUCACCACAGACAGCACCCUGCGGACACUGUUGACGGAGGCCGUGGUCAAGGAGGACUACGAGCUGAUCCGCAAAGACGCGAGAUACACGAACCUAUUCCCGCCGGCCAAGUGGGACGUGAUCAUCCGUAUCCUUGGCCCACCCACGAACCAAGCCGGUUCAACGUCUUCCUCGAACCACGGAAAGAAUCACCGAUACAAAAGGUCCAAGUCCUCCGAAUGGGACACCAGAUCAAGACGGUCCUCUUUGCCGACGUUGUACGAGUACGAGAGCGACGGCGGCAGCUCCGCUCGUACCCACGGUCAUCGGAUUCAAGUCUCCCAUUCCGCCUCGGCGAUGGGUCAGCCAAGCCGUUUACGUAGACUCGGCUCGAGUCACAGGGGCGCGGGUGGUAGCAGCGAGGCCGACGUCAGAUCCAUGUCCGAGAUGACGGUUCGCGACUUCGCGAGAGUGGACCGAGAUGAUUUGACGAGCCUGAGCUCGUUCGAGGGCGCAGACUCGUUGGUCAGGUCUCUCAGCCAGCCUAGCUUAGCCAGAAGCGGUUCGGAGUUCACCGAACACUGGGGUAUACCCUCGGGGAUGAUGGACCUACCUCCGUGGGCCGCCGAAGACGCGGAGGACGGGACCAGUUCCGUCGAAACCACGCCCAGGGUCGUGAGAAGAAACGACCGCUUGGAUGUUCUUGCCUCGUUCGACGACCGCAGACAGGGUCCGGGAGCAGCCACGACGAGAUCGAGUCGGUACAUGGAGAGAGAGCUGAACAGCGUCCGCGUCACCGAGAGCCAGAGGACCUCGAACUGGUUCCACGAUGAUUCCGAGCCCGAGAUGCAAAUCUGA
Molecule: messenger RNA, 2931 nt
Organism: Dufourea novaeangliae
Lineage: Eukaryota; Metazoa; Arthropoda; Insecta; Hymenoptera; Halictidae
Gene: pot
Source: RefSeq, a predicted model, not a curated record